AUGGAUCAAAUCCAGUGGGAAACAUGUUUACGCACUGCGCCUUUUGUUCAACGGGUGAUCGGGGCCGAUGUGAGGGGACACCAGCUGCCCUGUGAAGAGCAACCGGUCACGUCCCGUAUGGCUGUCAUAUGUGGGACGUCCUCAUGUCACAUGGCUGUGAGCACACAGCCGCUGUUCGUCCCCGGGGUCUGGGGCCCGUAUCUGUCCGCCAUGCUGCCGGGACUGUGGCUUAAUGAGGGGGGACAGAGCGCCACGGGACGACUGGUGGACCAUGUGGUGAAGGGACACGCGGCGUCCAGUCAGCUGAGAGAGCGGGCGGAGAAGAGUGGGAAACACGUUUACUCCUGCCUGAACCUCCAUCUGCAGCACAUGUCUGGAGACGCAGCACAUCUGGAGCAGCUGACGGCCGGCCUGCACAUCUGGCCUGAUUUCCACGGCAACCGCUCUCCUCUGGCCGACCAGACGUCACGGGGCUCGGUUGUUGGACUCACUUUAUCACAGACGCUGGAUGAUUUGGCUCUGCUGUAUCUCGCAACUCUUCAGGCCAUCGCUCUCGGCACCAGACACAUCAUAGAUGCCAUGAGAGAGGCAGGACAUGACAUCACAACCCUCUUCCUGUGCGGGGGGCUGAGCAAGAACGCUCUGUUCGUACAGACACACGCUAACAUCACGGGGCUGCCGGUGGUCCUGCCGGCCGAACCAGAGGCUGUGCUGCUGGGAUCUGCUGUGAUCGGAGCCUGUGCUUCAUCUGACUGCAGCUCCAUACAGGAAGCAAUGAAGAAGAUGACCAGAAUCGGGCAUGUCGUCAGACCAAACCCUGAGCUAGAAAGCUUUUACAGAAGGAAGUACGCCGUGUUUCUGCGUCUUUAUGAUCAUCAGAAGGAGUGUGUGGCGCUGAUGGAGGAUGAUGGAGUUUGACACAGAUUAAACAUUAGAAGAGUCUUGACAUAAAAACUGCUUCAAAUGACCAAAAACACCAGAUUUUCAUGAGUCUGUCCUUUAGCUGAGCAUUAUGUGUUCAGCCGUUUACACCUGUACAGGUAUUUUACACAAAUGAGCAGGAGUGAGGAAAAUAUCACCAGAUAAAACCUGUCAAACCACUUUUGUGUUCGACCAAAACUGGAAUCAUUGUUGAAAUAUGCAUUUCAGAGCAAUAAAAGUCUUUUUAAAAAUCAA
Molecule: messenger RNA, 1176 nt
Organism: Ctenopharyngodon idella (grass carp)
Lineage: Eukaryota; Metazoa; Chordata; Actinopteri; Cypriniformes; Xenocyprididae
Product: FGGY carbohydrate kinase domain-containing protein-like
Exons: 11
Coding region: 1-918 (305 amino acids)
Biological process (GO): carbohydrate metabolic process
Molecular function (GO): kinase activity
Source: RefSeq, a predicted model, not a curated record